AUGAGAAUUACAAGUACAUCUUGUAUCUGCCCAGUCCUAGUUUGUCUCUGUUUUGUGCAGAGGUGUUAUGGAGCUGCUCACCAUGGCUCCAUCAAGGUGACUAGAAAUCAAACCAAACACGUAGAAGGCGAAACAGAAGUGCAUCAUCGUCCCAAGCGUGGAUGGGUGUGGAAUCAGUUCUUUGUUUUAGAAGAACACAUGGGACCAGAUCCUCAGUAUGUAGGAAAGCUGCACUCCAAUUCCGACAAAGGUGAUGGAUCAGUCAAAUACAUUCUUACUGGAGAAGGGGCGGGGACUAUAUUUAUUAUUGAUGACACGACUGGAGACAUCCAUUCAACCAAAAGCCUAGAUCGAGAGCAGAAGACACACUAUGUGCUUCAUGCCCAAGCUAUUGAUAGACGGACAAACAAGCCACUCGAGCCUGAAUCUGAAUUUAUUAUCAAAGUGCAGGAUAUCAACGACAAUGCACCAAAAUUUACAGACGGACCAUACAUUGUUACUGUGCCAGAGAUGUCUGAAAUGGGUACGUCUGUUCUACAGGUGACAGCCACAGAUGCAGAUGACCCUACAUAUGGAAACAGCGCCAGAGUAGUGUACAGUAUUCUUCAGGGACAGCCAUAUUUCUCUGUUGACCCUAAGACAGGAGUCAUCAGGACUGCCUUGCACAACAUGGACAGGGAAGCCAGAGAGCAUUAUUCCGUUGUCAUUCAAGCCAAAGAUAUGGCUGGGCAGGUCGGAGGGCUGUCAGGGUCAACAACUGUAAAUAUCACACUCACUGAUGUCAACGACAAUCCACCCAGGUUUCCUCAGAAACAUUAUCAACUGUAUGUUCCUGAAUCAGCUCAAGUUGGAUCAGCAGUUGGCAAAAUCAAAGCAAAUGAUGCAGACAUUGGUUCAAAUGCAGACAUGAAGUACACAAUUAUAAAUGGUGAUGGCUCUGGGGUGUUCUCCAUAUCUACUGACAAAGAAACAAGGGAAGGAAUUCUUUCCCUGAAGAAGCCACUCAACUAUGAAAAAAAGAAAUCAUAUACACUUAAUAUAGAAGGAGCAAAUACUCACCUUGAUUUCCGCUUUUCACACUUGGGACCGUUCAAGGAUGUAACAAUGUUGAAGAUCAUUGUUGGCGAUGUGGAUGAACCUCCGCUCUUCACUAUGCCUUCCUAUGUCAUGGAAGUUUAUGAAAAUGCGAAGAUUGGGACUCCUGUUGGCACAGUAACAGCACAAGAUCCUGACACUGCCAACAGUUUAGUGAGAUAUUUCAUUGAUCAUAACACAGAAGAAGAUAGGUAUUUCACCAUUGAUGCUAGUACUGGGACCAUUAAGACUGCCAAGAUCUUUGACAGAGAGGAGACACCUUGGUACAACAUCACAGUGGCUGCUUCUGAGAUAGACAAUCCCGGGCUAGUGAGCCACGUUCCAGUUGGUGUUAGAAUCCUGGAUGUCAAUGACAACCCUCCAGAGCUCGCCAGAGAGUAUGAUGUAGUCGUCUGUGAGAAUGCAAAACCUGAACCUUUUCAGAAUCAGAGUGUAAUUCAGACUAUCACUGCAACUGACAAAGAUAACUCUGCAAAUGGGGCAAGAUUCCAUUUUUCCCUUGAUGAAGGGCUUUCUUUGAAUCCCAACUUUACUCUAAGGGACAAUGAAGAUAAUACAGCCAGUAUCCUGACAAGACGAAGGAGAUACAGUCGAACCACUCAAGAGAUCUAUUACCUCCCAGUUUUGAUUUCUGACGGUGGAGUGCCCCCUCUCAGCAGCAGCAGUACUCUCACAAUUAGGGUUUGUGCCUGUGAGAGAGAUGGACGAGUGAGAACUUGCCAUGCUGAAGCUUUCCUCUCCUCAGCUGGCUUGAGCACAGGAGCUUUAAUUGCAAUCCUGCUCUGUGUUGUGAUUCUUCUUGCAAUUGUGGUCCUUUUCAUCACCCUAAGACGUAGCAAGAAGGAGCCUUUAAUCAUUUCAGAAGAAGACGUCCGGGAAAAUGUUGUGACGUAUGAUGAUGAGGGUGGUGGAGAAGAAGACACAGAAGCAUUUGACAUCACAGCACUGCGGAAUCCAUCAGCUGCUGAGGAGCUAAAAUACCGGAGGGAUGUUCGUCCUGAAGUUCGUCUUGUGCCCAGACAUCAUCCCUCCUCAAGCCUUGACAGUAUAGAUGUUCAGGAGUUCAUUAAACAAAGACUGGUAGAGGCUGAUCUGGACCCCAGCGUGCCCCCGUACGACUCCCUACAGACAUAUGCCUAUGAGGGUCAUAGAUCAGAAGCUGGAUCUAUCAGCUCUCUGGAUUCAGCCACAACACACUCUGACCAGGAUUAUAAUUACCUUGGAGACUGGGGACCCGAGUUCAAGAAGCUAGCUGAACUCUAUGGGGAAAUAGAAUCAGAAAGAACAACUUAGUUGUAAUUCGAACAGAGAAGUUCCUAAACAGCUGGAGAUAUAAUGACAGCAACGGUAACAAAAAAUGAAUACAGUACUUGGAACUGAGCAAGUUGUAUGCAGUUACUGUAGAACAAGUGCCCUUUUCAUAUUUGAAACUGGGUUCUCCAAUUGGAAGAAAGUCAAAUUUUGAAAAAUACAGAAAAAAGAAGCUAUUGUCCCUUGUGUAUAUUUUUUAAUUGCUCAAUAAAGUCUGUGGUACCGUAUCUGUAACAAUACCUAAAGUAAAGCCAAGCAAUGACAUUUUUAUUGCAAUAUGCUUAACAUCUCCAGGCUACAGUAAGUUUAUGUCAUGCCUGUUUAGGAAGAUAGCUAAUGGAGGAGCAAAUCUCUUGCAGGUGGUUGUGAUGUUGCAUUUCUAGCUGUGCUCUAGGCCUUGUGAUCCCAAUGUGAGGUAGCCAAUGGGGUUUACUAUCAGUGUGAGAAGUGCUAACAGUCUGUUUCCUUUACAGAAGGGAUAAGCCACACCUGUCCUCUUAAAUAAAUGGUCCUUUGAUGAUUUAAUCUUAUCGAAUUAGC
Gymnogyps californianus (California condor) is the source of this 2946-nucleotide messenger RNA. RefSeq names its product cadherin 18 (gene CDH18). Gene Ontology annotation, molecular function: calcium ion binding; cadherin binding. The coding region runs from base 1 to 2388 and encodes 795 amino acids. The transcript is spliced from 12 exons. The record is from RefSeq and is a predicted model, not a curated record. Gene Ontology annotation, cellular component: plasma membrane; catenin complex; adherens junction. NCBI's taxonomy places the organism in Eukaryota, Metazoa, Chordata, Aves, Accipitriformes, Cathartidae. Gene Ontology annotation, biological process: cell-cell junction assembly; homophilic cell-cell adhesion; multicellular organism development.